AUGAUGCUUGGUUCCCUCCCGGUGAUAGAGCCUAGGGACUCUCACACAUUAUGGUACUCAUCCUCGCAUACUGACCGAUCUACCUCCAACACCUCGCAAAAUGGGGCCGCCAACGGACAUCCGCAACCUGCCCGCCGAAAUACACGCCCCCCUGCCAUGGCAUCUCCUCUUUUCUCAGCAUCAUUUGACCCGCUCGCUACUCUGCUAUUAGAAGAACGUGCUCUCAGAUUACGAAAGCAAAAUAUUGCCUCCUUUGGAUACUCAUGGAUCCGGCCUGCGGGCUUCUCAAAGACGAUGAUGGGUAUUCGAGAAGAGGAGAUGGAGUGUGAAGAGGGUGCUGGAGCUGGAGCGGGGGAAGGAGAUAUAGAGGAAGAAGAGUUUAUAGAAGGGGUCGAAGGCGGCGAGGGUGGUGGCAUGGGGCUAGACGGUCAGGGAGGUGGUGGUGACGGUGAGGAGGGUGGAGAUACGGGUAUGGAGAGAGAUUUGGACGGAGAUAUCCCUGACGGUGAUGGGGAAGGGUUUGGACUUGUGGAGGAUGGGGAGGAGGCGUCCGCACGCCUGCUGGAAGAACACCGAACAUGA
This is a messenger RNA of Arthroderma uncinatum, 582 nucleotides long. RefSeq lists its product as uncharacterized. The record is from RefSeq and is a predicted model, not a curated record. The transcript has 3 exons. The coding region runs from base 1 to 582 and encodes 193 amino acids. Gene Ontology annotation, cellular component: anaphase-promoting complex. Lineage: Eukaryota; Fungi; Ascomycota; Eurotiomycetes; Onygenales; Arthrodermataceae. Gene Ontology annotation, biological process: anaphase-promoting complex-dependent catabolic process.